AUGGGCGAUUUUCAAUCAUUUUCGACAUAUUCCGCUCCCUUUUCGGCGACGGAACUUAUUAAUCGUCCUGAUAAGACAUAUGCCGUCAAAGGCCAAGCUGAAUUCUUGGCUGUUGCCGUCGCACUCGAUGUCCCGAUCCUCAGCGCCCAGAACAACGUCAUCGCUAGCAUGAACAUCCUUUCAGCUGGUGCAGGUGCUUCAUUCGCUGUGUUUGCAUCAGCUGAAGAGCUCAGCCUUGACGCAGAUGAGGACUUUAUUAAUGCGACACCCGAAGUACGCGAUUGGAUCCAGAAAGCGAAGAAAAGUCAAAAAUUCCGACGAUAUGUGACCAAGAAGAUCGUUACCGCUCAAGGAGUCGCCAGUGACUCGCCCCAGCUUGCUGCUGCCAUCAACGAGAUACGAGUCCUGUCCGAUGAGACGAUUCGGCAAUGUGACUUUAUUGUUUCGAUGCUGGCCAUCUCGUGGAGCGAGUCGCCCAGUGUUGGGCGGUUUUGGCCACAGGUCUUGCUUGAGGCUGCUGAUGAGGGCACUUUGGCGGAGUAUCUAUCCUCAAACAAAGCCGACUUCAAGUCCCAAUUGGCAAUAUCCAUGAACAUCGGUCGCGCGCUCCAGUUUCUUCACGCUCAUGGAGUCGUCCAUGCUGACCUGAAGCCGACGAAUGUGCUGAUCUUUACUUCUGGCUUGGAUGAACACCAACAUGAUCUACUUGACAAAACGGGUCUUCCGCCUAUUCGGGCCAAGCUUUGCGACUUUGGAUAUGCGGUGAUUUUGGAUGAUUAUCAGUCCGAGAAGUUGUUUCAGGCGAGGAUCGGUAGUCUUCCUUGGAUGGCACCUGAACUUGACGCUGAAGAACCUAUCAGAUUGGAGGACCUUCAUAAGACGGAUAUCUACUCUCUUGGAUUACUUACUGCCAGUAUCUUUAUGAGCGGCUGUACACCCUUUGAGUCACUGAGCCAAGAAGAAGUGUUGGAGAUCAAGAAGAUAGUACCAGGCCAGUCAGGAUCAGCAGUCGCAACACUCAUGGGGAACAUUAAAGAGAAAACGCCUCUUUCGGAACAACAGGAAGAGUUCGUUUAUGCUUUCCUCGAAGGAGCUUGCGCAUCUUCAGCCUCGGACAGAGUGUCAUUAUCGGCGAUACAGAGUUACCUUUUCCUGGGACUCAUGCAACAACUACAUACAGGAAAAGCAACCAUCCCGUUGGAGUGGUUCAAGGAUCUACGGCCAGCAGCAGAUGGAUACAAGGGCGCUCUGGCUGCGCUUGAAAAUAAACAUUCAGGAGUGACAAAUGAAAUCGACCAGGACGAAAUGCUCAUCCAACUCCGACAAAUGUACGACCAAGUCAUAUCCAUCAAGAUCAACAACCCGGAGUUCGAGAAAAUGCUUGCAACAUGUUUUGAAGACCAUAGCCUCAAACCAGCUAGUCUGAAGAGGUUCAAGAAGAACUGGAAGCCCGAUGAGGAGACUAAGGAUAGCGAGGGCUUUAUCUCUCGGAUGGAGGAGAUAUUUGAUGGAGUUAUCUCCAAAGUUACAGAUUUUGCAUUUGAGCACACUUUGAACGUAUCACUCAUCCCAAGAGUUGCACAAGAAGAAGUCUUUCGAGAUUUGAGGGAGAGCGUUGAGGCAGGUGAUGUGCAAGACUCUGCUGCGCCACUUCACCUGGCUGGAGCAUAUCUCAAUGGACAACUUGUCGAGACGUCGAUAGAGAAAGGUCUAGACCACCUUGUUACAGCCGCUAUGAUGGAGAACCCUGAUGCAUUGUCUGUCAUCCUUAGGAUCUUUGAUGCUUGCGAGACCCCUUUGCCGCCAGAGAGCAAAGAUGAACUUCUUAGCAAAGUUGAGUCAUACGGAACGAAGACAUUCGGUCUUGCUCAAGGAACGCUAUUCGACCAUUUAGUUCCGAAGCAUCUCUCAACCAAUCAGGUCCUCGGUGGGACUUGGACUCAGAAGUGGCCAGAGAAGUAUGAAACAUAUCUCGCAGCUGAACGCAGGUUCCCGAAUAUGUUUCUCCUCCAUUGCAACAGUCCCUUGUUCUUGAAGGAUAAGCCGAACAUGGACACCUCAGUGUUCGACUUUGAUCGAUUAGCGUGCCUCAAGGAUGCAGGAAAGAAGAACAUAGAUCCAGAAAGAACAGAGGAGUUCAAAGAGGAAGUUACUCGCCUUGACUGUCUCAAAUGCUGCAGUAAGGAUGGUUUCACACUGCUCCAGAUUGCAGCUUGUAAGGACGAUCUUGUCAUGGCGAGUGCUCUAAUUGAGCUUGGCGCUGAUGUUAACGCACACGGCAACACUCACGGCUGGGCACCAUUACUUCUUAGUUGCCACUGCGGCCACUUCAACAUGGCAAAACUUCUUAUCGACAACGGCGCUAACCCUACCAUUCGAGAGACUCUCUACGGCGCUACCAUUCUUCACUCCCUAACCCAGUUCUCCAAACGCGAGCACUGUGAGGACUUAUUCGACAUUGCCUUAUCAGCAGGUCUCGACAUCAACGUCCCUAUGAAGAAUGGCGCAACCCCACUGCACACCACCUUUGCAGCGUGGGACUAUUCUCAAGGAGUAGCGACUGAGCUUCUGCUGGAGUAUGGUGCAGAUCCGACGAGACAGGUCCAAGAAUGGGAUGGAUUCUUGAACUUCAACACUUCUAUUGCGCAUGCGGCUCAGCAGCUUGACAUUGAUCUUCUACGGAAAAUGUUAGCUGCCUCCGAGGCCUUGGUGGCUAUUCUUGGAUCGUCGGCGCGACGUCAACUCAACGAUGCCAAGGCGCAAGCGUUGAGUGCUGUUUUCAGAAGAACGCGCUUCUACUCUGACGAAGACGCCCGCUCAGUGAUGAUCGAGCGACGACGUGUUGAUAGGAAACAACCGACAGACCCCUUCCUGACAAUGUGCACGUUCAGAGGAUCCGGUUUCUUUGUAGACGCCUUUCUCAAAGUCUUUCCCAAUACUGUCAUUGACGAUCCUUCGUGGAACCUGCCGAGAUUGUUUCUUCACGUUGCUAUCGAACGAAGGGAUAUCGAGGCAGUGCGGGCUUUCGUCAGACAAGGUGCGAAUAUUCUCACCAAGGAAAGAGGAGGGCGAAAUGCGCUUCACUUUGCGGCGCACUACUUCCCCAAGAUCUUGCCAGAGCUUCUUAAGACCCUUGAAGAGUCUCGUCCCGAGCAAAGGCAGGGGAAGAGUAUGACAGAGAUAUUGGAGGAACAGUGUAACUCCGGCCUCACGGUCUUUGCUCAACUUCUCGUUGAAGGUUAUGAUGAUGAGCGCAAACUCGCGGAGGCUCUACGGGCCAAGUACUCACUGAAGCAUGACUACAAGAUGUAUCGAGAUGGUAGCUGGGUGACAUUCGGGGGCUAUCUCGUCUCACUCACUGUCGCCGAUGGCUUGGUACCCAUCGAGCAUAUCCAGUAUCUCCUCAAUCUUGAUCCACUUCCCGAGUACGUAACUACGCUUACGGGGAAGACCUUAUUAGUUACAGCUGUCGAAGGCUUUUCAGGAUCUCGGGACUUGUAUGACCUCGCAUGUCACCAGAUCACAAGAAUGCUCCUAGCGAAGUACCCAGCUUUCGAUGAUGUUUUCCGCGUCGCCGAUGACAGAGAUCGGACUUCUUUACAUAUAGCAGCUUACUGGUCUAACAAGACUGCUUUACAAAUGAUUAAAGACCACUCACAACGGAACUUUCCCAACAAGAAAAUCCCCUGGAAUGCAGUAGCGAGCGGCAACACGGUCCUAGAUCACGCCUUACUCGGUAUAAAAGAGAAAUCUCUUCCGGCACUUGACACUGAAGUCAAUAAAGUCGCCACACGGUCGACUAAGAAAGCUGCGUUGGCGUGCUACGUGUGCUUGCGUGAGAAUGGAGCGCUGCAUAAUUGGGAGUUGGAAGGGUCCUUGGUAGCGGCACGGUUGAUCAUGUACACGCCUGACUUUCAAAAGAUCGGCCUUUUCUUGAGGCUCGCGACGCAGAGACUUGGGCUAGGUCUACCAGAUGUCGACCUUGACAGAUGUGUCGAGGUAGGUACCACCACCAGUCUGGAUGGGAGGCUUAUCCGCGUUCCAGUCGUAGACCUUAUCUGGAAACAUGACAAGUUCAUACUCAGAUUAUAUUCAGUCCGAAUAUCGUCUUUGGCAGUCGAAGGCCUUCGCCAGUUCCACGGCUGGAUCGAGAAGAGAAUGACAGAGACCGAGCCAAGAUGCUAUGAGAGUUUAGGCCUGCCUGCUGGACUGUGGCCGUUCAUGACUCUCACCUACGACCAACCCAUUCCUUACGCAAAAGACACUAUGCGCUGGACCCGAGGGGGCCGAACUUGGACUGAGGAAGAACACGAUAGCCUGAAAGCUCAAUUUUCUUCACUGUGGGAUGUUUUCUUUGGGGAGGUUGAGGAGCAGUUCUUGUCUAGGUUUGAGAUGGCUUAA
Molecule: messenger RNA, 4401 nt
Organism: Fusarium verticillioides 7600
Lineage: Eukaryota; Fungi; Ascomycota; Sordariomycetes; Hypocreales; Nectriaceae
Product: serine/threonine protein kinase
Exons: 9
Coding region: 1-4401 (1466 amino acids)
Biological process (GO): protein phosphorylation
Molecular function (GO): protein kinase activity; ATP binding; protein binding
Source: RefSeq, a predicted model, not a curated record